ACUUUGCUAGCUAGUUACCUGCCAAGAGCGAUGAUGAUGUUUACUGCGAAUACCUCAGCGGGUUUAAUCCAACGGCACGAUUUUAGCGAACAAAAUGAACUAAGCUAACAUUUUAAGACGUUUAUAUCGCGUUUUAUAUCGCUUUAUGCGAAGCACAUAUUGCGUGAACGGUGAAUACUUGCAUGCCGUGUGUCUGAGUCAGGUCUCUCUCUCCGACAGACAGACAGGGGCUGCUGCUGCUGCAGUUGGCCUCUUGGUCCGAGCUGCGCAAGAUCUACCUGCUCUGCAACCUCCAGUCAUGUUUGUUUUAUGAAGAUGGCCGCGAGGGGUACCCUGUGAACUAAAUGACUGUCAGAAAUAUCGCCUCCAUUUGUAAUAUGGGCACCAAUGCCUCUGCUCUGGAGAAAGACAUUGGUCCAGAGCAGUUCCCGAUUAACGAACACUACUUUGGAUUGGUCAACUUUGGGAACACGUGUUACUGCAACUCGGUGCUGCAGGCGCUCUAUUUCUGCAGGCCGUUCAGGGAGAGCGUGUUGGCCUACAAGGCGCAGCAGAAGAAGAAGGAGAAUCUGCUCACCUGUCUGGCUGACCUCUUCCACAGCAUCGCCACACAGAAGAAGAAGGUGGGCGUCAUCCCGCCCAAGAAGUUCAUCUCACGGCUGCGGAAGGAAAACGACCUUUUUGAUAACUACAUGCAGCAGGAUGCUCACGAGUUCCUGAACUACCUGCUGAACACAGUGGCUGACAUCCUGCAGGAAGAGAAGAAACAGGAGAAACAGAACGGCCGGCUGAAGAACAACGGAACCGCUGUCACUGCCGAAACCGAGCCGGAGAACAAGGCCGAGUCCACCUGGGUUCAUGAUAUCUUCCAGGGCACUCUGACCAAUGAGACACGCUGCCUCAACUGUGAGACGGUCAGCAGUAAAGAUGAGGACUUCUUGGAUUUGUCUGUGGACGUUGAGCAAAACACUUCAAUAACACACUGUCUCAGGGACUUCAGCAACACGGAGACGCUGUGCAGUGAAUAUAAAUACUACUGUGAAACCUGCUGCAGCAAGCAAGAGGCCCAGAAACGUAUGCGAGUGAAGAAGCUGCCUAUGAUCUUGGCUCUGCACCUGAAGCGCUUUAAGUACAUGGAGCAGCUGCACCGCUACACUAAGCUGAGCUACCGUGUGGUCUUCCCCCUCGAGCUGCGGCUCUUCAAUACGUCUGGAGACGCCGUCAACCUGGACCGCAUGUACGACCUCGUCGCUGUGGUGGUGCACUGUGGCAGUGGACCAAAUAGAGGACACUACAUAACCAUAGUGAAGAGUCAUGGCUUCUGGCUGCUUUUUGAUGAUGACAUUGUGGAGAAAAUCGAUGCACAGGCAAUAGAGGAGUUCUAUGGUUUAACUUCUGACAUUUCAAAGAACUCUGAGUCAGGAUACAUCCUAUUCUAUCAGUCCAGAGAGUGACAACAGGAACAGAGGAGAAAGAGAGUGGAAAGUGCAAAGGGGGGAAAUGAAGAGUCGAGAGGGAGAAAGGAAACAGAAAAAGUGUAGUUUAGUCACUCACCAUAAUCUCCACAUCCCCUGGCACCCUCUCCCUCCCUCCCUCACUCAGGACUCUUUAUACUGAAACCUGUGCCAAUAGCACUCGAACCUUACCUUUGCCAACACUACAUUUCCCAGAAUUCUCCUCUCUCUGUUGUUGCUGCUCUGUGGGGAAACAUCCUCCUGUUAAACUGACCAUCAGUCAGUCCACCUGCAUAUUGAAGGCACUUUAUAAACAAAAGCAUCAACGAAGACAGCAACAAAACACUACAGAGGCAACAAAGCGACAGCUUAUUCAGCGCUGCUUUUAGAAAGCUUGAAGGAAACGAACCAGUGCAGUGUCCAUGAAGCAGUGUGGCCAGUCUGGAAACUCAACCCUCCACUCCAAGAUCUUGGUACUGCUAUGGCCUGUAAACGGGCUCUUCCUGGGUAACUUAAUCCCAAAACAGGGCCUCUCUGUCCUUUUUUUGGAGCUCUUGUUCCAGAUUUUGGGUUCUCUUCUAUGGGUUUUUAUGUGGCACCAAUGUGUGUAUGAACAGAAUGUUUUAAUUUAUUCUUUUAUGUGUUGUAUGUGUGUGUUCUGUUGUUCAGAGCCGAGGGAUAUUUCACAAAGGAGGACUUACCAUUGAGUUGGAUAGCUUAAGCCAAAAGUGAAGAUUGUUCAAUAGGAAUGCACCUUAUUACCUCCACUUAUAUCCACUUAGACACAAAGACUGAACAAUACUGAGAAAAAAUAGGAGGAUGAGAUAUUUUAGUUUUUUACAAUAAAUAUUACAACUGCAACGAAAAAGGAGUCAAAAAUUACCCGAGUAAAUUAAUGACGCUAAUUAAUUAAUUGACUCUAACAAUGUAAAGUGUGUAUGAAGAGGGGGAAAUAAGGCAGUACUUCAGUAUUCUGGGGUGCACAAUAUAAAUAAAAUACUGUGUUGCGGUUAUAUUGCAAUAUAGCUUCCAGUGUAUUUAAAACACAUCAGUGAACUCUUGAUGUCAUUGAGGAUUGGCUUGGAUUUUUUUGACCAAAGUUAAUGGCCCUUGAUUAGGGAUGUAAAUGACUAACUGAUUAACCAACAAGUAGACUGUUGUUCGGCCGGUGCAGUUGGUUAAAAAAACAUACAUUUUAUUUCAUUUUCAAUAACCAACAGUUCCUGUUUGAAUAGGCGAAUUUGAAUUGAAUGCAGAAUGUUUUCAAAUUGUUCUGCCAGACAGGCCUACUAAAAAAUGACCACAUUUUGGAGAGGAUGAUGGCACAACUACAGUGCUGUACCAUAUCAAAAGCAUCCUCAAGUGAUGACAGAAUCUAACUGUGUAUAUGUAUUUGAACAAUCCUCAGCCAGUCAGAUUUCAGAAGAAGAUUUUAGGCUUAAUGAUUAAUUACUGAAUAAUGAUGGUCAUUUAUUGGUCAAAAGAAGUUACAUCCUUAGCCUUGAUUUAUCCAAACACCCAAAAAACAUAUGUGAUGCACACAAUAAAACAUUCAGUGAUUGGUUAAAGACUGAUCUGUAUAUUGCACGGUUAUGAUAUUAGUAUUGCAAAGCCCAAUGUUGCAAUAAUUAUUAAUGAACAAUAUGUUGUGAAGCCCUGUUAGACACUCCUCACUUUUGGUUUUCUCAAUUGCGAAAUCCUACUUUGUGAACUGCACCUCUGUUCUGCUCCUUAACUUCGUGUUCUCCCAAAGCAUAUGGUCUAAUUACCACGGUCUACUUCAGACUGGUCUGUAGCCACUUCGUACUGUAGGUGUUGUGUUGCCCUUCACUUUGAGGUACAGAAUAAGUGUGGUUAGUGAGUAUGGUGUGAUUUCAUACACACUACAUGGACAUGAACGUGUGAAUGUGUUUUGCUGACUGUUAUGCACUACAACAACAAAUGUGUGUGUGUGUGUGGGUGUGGGUGUGUGGUUGCAAUAAGUUCAAUUAGCAAACUAGGAAUUAACCCAAAAACAUUCAAUACCUUUAGCCAGUCUUUACCACUUUUAAACUACAGGGCCUAUCAGGUCUUACUGGACCUAGCUCAUAUUUUUCUGAUAUCAAGCCUUGAUUGACCCUUCUGAAGAAAAGUGGACUAAUGCCUGCAUCUAGUCCUUAGCUGAAAGCGUAUGGCGGUCACCAGGCCACGCAGAUACUCAGAAAUUACUGGAGCAGACUCGUCUGAGGUCAGCACAGCCCUUCUUGCCUUACAUCAGUGGUCGACUGUUCAAGGAAGAAAAACCUGCAUCCUUUUGAAGUUACUGUUAAACUCACAGUGAUCCUCCUACAGAGCCAAGACUCAAGGCUGAAGCUUGUUGCUCUCACUUUAUCUUGCCUUUUCCUUACGUAACACUGUUGUUACCUAACUGCCAUUGAAGACCACUGGCUGUAUUUUGCAGGGCUGUUGCUAGCCACUCCAGAGUGCGAUGUAAAACUGGUUAAAAGCAGUUCAGUCACAGUCUUUUGGUAUAAUUUGAAGUCUGGCUCAUCCUACUGGUUUAAACCUGCGUAAAGAUGAGUCAUUCUGACUAGGUUCCGCUUUCCUCCUGGGCUUAUAUCUGUCAAGAGGCUCAGGAAAAGAGUACCAAUCCACUUUUGUCUGUAUAUUGAGGUUCCCAGAGAUAUGAAAGGCAAACGCUUAUGAAAGGAUGCUCUGCUGCAGUGGUUGUGGAGUACCCUUGCCCUGUGUUUUAGUGGUUCCCUUGUUCCCAGGACACCUGAUGCAAUAAUAAGCUCUUUAACAAGCCCUUCACCAUUCGAAGAGGGUGUUUUGGGAGCAGGGAAGAUAAUAAAGGAUGGUACUCUCUAGGACCAGAGUUGGGACACAGGGUGGUACUUUCUAGGACCAGGGUUGGGACACAGGGUGGUACUCUCUAGGACCAGGGUUGGGAACCUGUGUUCUUCAUGCAGUCUGACACAUGUAACUCUGGAUCUCUGGUUUAGUCUAGAAGUUUUACAUUUGCUACUUGAAGGGGAAUUCCCCCAGUUUUUCAAAAUUUCUGCUUCAUUUCAUGGCUGAGAUGUAAACAAAGACAUUUAGAUUGGUUUGAUGUGAAAGAGUUAAUUGCAGAAAAAAGGUACUGGCUCACAAUUUCUAUACAGUGGUGGUGAUGGGAACCAGGGGUCACAAUGUCUGUGACCAAAUAUAGCCAGUGAACCAACACCCAUCUUUUGCAUUUUUAUAUUUAAUGCUGAUGAUGGUAAAAUAGCGGUAAAUCUGAAAAAAUAAGUUUUCUUUGGGGACUAUUUUGCCUUACAGCUCUCUGUAUAUACCUCUCUUCCAUGAACGGAUUAAAAAAAUAGGUUUUAGGCCAAAAGCUUAUCUCAAAGCUAGCACUGUCUCAGGCUUCAGGCAUUGUGGCCAUAAACAUUUCUUAUAAUAACUUUUUGUGAUAUAGGGAGAUGAAAUGGUUCAGACGUCUGGUUCCCAUCACCACCACUCUGGACAAUUCUGACUCGCGUUUCACAUCAAACCACUCUUUGUUUACAUCUUAACUGUUUAAUUAUGCAGACUUGUUGACAAAUCAGUGGAAGUACUUUCACAAGUAACUUGUAACUAUUUCACUCAUAUGACGUUUCCUCUGCUUUAAGCAUUCUUGGCAUUACCAUAAAGGUGGUACUGUCUACAGAAGGUACCUUUUUAUGCUAACAUCUGUUUUUGUCUUACUGUGAUGGCAGUGGUUAUGAAUAUGGUUUUAAUAGACAGCUUCCAGAGCCAGUAACACAAUGGCUGCUACCGGCCCUGUAAAGGGGUUAAUAAAGCCUUUAUUAAUAGGAAAGUUAAGAACAAGCGCACAAUAUAUUCCAUUGAAAAUGUGAAGGGCAUUUGUCAAAGAGGGCUAUCACUACUCAUCAUGUGUGUUUGAGAGGACAGUCUCUAGGCUCAGAAGGAACGCAGAGAAAAACAGAAGGCCUCGUUGAUUGAGGUCUAAGAAAUGGACAUAUUAGUAUGAAACAGAGACUGUGUCUUGCAUAAGCUUAUAAAUGAAGGGCUGAGACGCACUGAGUUUAGUAAGGUAGUUUAUAGGGCAAAGAUCAACAUUCCACGUGAUUUUGAUAUUGCGCUACAUAGAUUCUCAUGUGUUUUUUGUUAAAUCAUGUUCAUAAUGGAGAAGCACUACCAAGACUUGUGGUGGUGUUUAUCAUUCCUGAUUCGUGGCUUGAACCAUGAUAUAUGUGCGUGUGUGUGUGUGUGUGUGUGUGUGUGUGAGAUAACUACAUUUCUGAGUUUCUAAACCCACUGAGACACAGUGCACUGAGCAUGUUGUCAGAGAGGGCUUUGCAUUGCGAUACACAUAGUCAGUUGGUACACAUCAAACCGCGCGUCUCCGUUUGCACCAUAGCACAAUCAACAUACUUUACAAUGUAGAUCUGUUGUCUUUUUGGACCUUAUUUAGUGGUUAAAGUUACAGUGAGUACAGUUUUUCAUUUAAAUCUUUCCUUUAAAGUUCUUCAUAAGUAAAUCGCAGCUGUCCAAAAAAAAAAAAACAUACAUCAUAUAUAUUUUUUUUUUCAGUUUUGUUUUUCUACAUCAUUUGAACGCAGGAGCUGUUCUUUACGUUAUGUGAACAUUUCACGGUGAAAGGACCAAUAGAAAUGCUCCAAAAUGACUUGGAAUGAAUUCACUUUACAUUUAAUCUAUAUUAGGUUAGGAAUGAUUGUCCUUUAUUUGUAAAGUUAAUUUUCAUUUAGUAUUUUUUUUUUGUUUGGUUUUUUUUGGACAGUGAUGAUACUGAUUAUGGCGUGAGGGCAAUAAAUUAGAAAGUCUUUUUGUGAAGACAAAACUCAUAGCAGUAUGGCAGCUGGGUAAAAACAUAUGAAGAUGCAGUGGAAGGAUAUCACCAGAAGUUACUUUUCCAGAAAUGCCAAAAAUGUCAGACUUGUGAAAAUAUUACUCAUUGUAACUGUAAUCAUCAGAAUAUGUCUUUGAUUUUGAAUCCAUGGAGCACAGAGUGUGCGUUUCAAGCUUCUGGAUAGCUUUAUGCCACCAGGAUAGCAGCUGGCAGCUCAGUGGUUGGUCAACCUGUUGGAGGACUUGGUGGUUCAGUUUUUGCUAGAAGUGCUCCUCAGCUCUUUGGGCUCCGUUUUCUUCUGCGCAAGGCACUUAACCUGACGUUGCCUCGGGGGGACAGCCCUUAUUACCCCCAUUCCUCUUUCCUUUGGAAUUGAAUAGGUUCUCAGUGUUCUUUUUCCUGGUGGAACCCCAUCCCUCCGGGCACUCCAAGCUGUGACCCACUUGAUGCUUUGACUAGAGUUUUAUGUAUAAGGAGCCACCUAGACGCCCCUUAGCUGUUUGUGCACACAGGUAAAGAUUCCCUUGUUGGUUUGUUGCCCCUUUCUCAUCAGACAGACGUUCUGGUGUUUUUGUUUUUGUUUUUUUUUCUUACCUCUUAACUGAUACAAUACCCUUCAAAAGUUUGAAAUCAGUGUUUUCAGUCAUAUAAAACCAGAUUGUGUAGAAACAUAUAAAAUGCUUGUGAAAUGCUUCCCCUUUGGACCAGGGUUAAAACAAUUAGGUCUCAAAAAAUUAGUAAGAAGUAUGUAAAGGAUAACAUUUUAAUGAAGCAUCAGCACGGUUAACACAUUUUCUUUUCUCCCAAUUUAGUCAUGUCCAAUUUCAUCCACCAGCUAGGUGUCCCCUAAAGAUGCUAGCAGCGCUAGGAGGAAGACGGCUAGCAUAUGGCUGUUGUCGGAAGAAAACCUCGUAUCUCCAUUUUUGACGUUUUUCAGUUUUUGACAUAAUUUGAAAAUACCUGUUACCCUUUACAACGUUGGUGAAUUCUAUGACGGAUGGACUGAAAGAAUUGACCCAAAAUGACUUGGAAAAAAAGUCUGGUUCCAUUGACUUACAUUAAAAGUAAAGUAUGUUUUUUUCCUUCUCCUGUAAAGUUGCCAUUUUGGAGAUUUGGGGUUUUCUUCCGACAACAGUGAUAUACUUCCUCAGAGUCAUGUGAAGCCAGCCACCGCAUCUUUUCGAACUGCCGCUAGUGCAACGUCAUUUGACAGCUGAUUGCUGAUUCCUGAUUAUAGUAAAACACUUAUAUUUUCUUAGUUUGACUUCCCAUCCAUUCAUAGAUGCAGCCUGAAGCCCAGCAGCUCACAUGCUGUUGCUAUGGCUCCACAACUGUAAUCCUCUUGUUUAAAUAUAGCUUUUAAACAGCAAGUUCCAGCUUUAAAGAACAAUAAGAACCUUUAGAAUGAUGAACAGAUGAUGAAAGCAUGAUUCCAAAAUAACUAAGAAAGUUGUAGCAUCAGGAAAAAAGUUAAAAUGAAGAAAGUCAAAUGAAUAUCCGGAUUUCCUCGUAUUUAAGUGGUGACCACAUCUCAAGGCAGAUAACAUGACCAGAAAAAAGAUGCCUGGUCAAAUGACAUGUAUUAUUCAUUUUCUUUGUGAAAAUAAGAACACAUCCAGUACAGGGAAUAUUAUAUAUAAUGUUUUAACAAACACUUUACUGUUUAUUUACUGAAUUUAACAAAGUGGGAAAGAUGAUGUUGCCUGUGCAGAA
Molecule: messenger RNA, 8001 nt
Organism: Colossoma macropomum (tambaqui)
Lineage: Eukaryota; Metazoa; Chordata; Actinopteri; Characiformes; Serrasalmidae
Gene: usp46
Product: ubiquitin specific peptidase 46
Exons: 9
Coding region: 345-1454 (369 amino acids)
Biological process (GO): protein deubiquitination
Cellular component (GO): nucleus; cytosol
Molecular function (GO): cysteine-type deubiquitinase activity; cysteine-type endopeptidase activity
Source: RefSeq, a predicted model, not a curated record